Messenger RNA from Knipowitschia caucasica, 366 nucleotides. NCBI's taxonomy places the organism in Eukaryota, Metazoa, Chordata, Actinopteri, Gobiiformes, Gobiidae. The record is from the annotation of a GenBank genome assembly.
AUGGCAGCUCAGGUCUGCAUUCUGAAGCCUUGUGGAGUCCAGUGGUAUGUCUCAGAGUGGAGUACAUGCUCUCGUUCUUGUAAUGGUGGCUACCGUGUACGUGAAGUGCGAUGUUUGACUAAUAACAUUGCCCCAAGCGAGAACUGUGACCCUCAAGAGAUCCCAAACGCACAAGAAGAGUGCAAGAAACAGCCUUGCCUUGAAGAUAUUGAUCUCCAGUGCAGUGACCAGUAUCACAAAUGCAUGGUGGUGGUUCAAGCUCGACUCUGCAUUUACCCUUACUAUAGAAGUGUCUGCUGUGCUUCUUGCUCUCGAGCCCAGAAAACAUUAUCUACCACUCUGCACAAGAAUAGGAUACGCCGGUGA